UCCAGUAACAACAGUAUAAACAAUCGUCCAGACACUCGGCAUCAACACGACACAAAUACUCAGCAUCAACACAACACAACACAAAUACUCAGCAUCCACACCACACAAAUACUCAGUAUCAACACAGUAUCUCCGCUAUUAGCACAUGUUAUCUAGGCAUGGAGAAUCUUAAGAGCUUCGUUAAAUCAUUGUCCAACAUGCUUUUUCAACCUAUCGGAAUCAAGGGGCGAUUACCUCUUCGUAACCAUGGUUAUUCUGAUGACCUUGACGCCCUCUCCAUACGGUUCAUCCUCGAUGGUCUCGCUCCAAAUCCUGACAGUACUGAGGUUGAACUAUAUCUUCCUCAGACUCGCGAAGGCCCAGCUGGACCCCCUGUGCCUACUCUACUUCCAGGAGCCAUCGAACAGCACAGUACAAGCUCGGUGUGGAAGGGUCCUAUCACGCAUAUUCGCGAGAUUUAUCAUUGGGAGAAGUGUUUGCGGGCUUGCCUCGAGAACCUGUUAGCGAUGACAUUGCUGAAGGAAUUUCGACAGGCUGCAAAGCGUCAGAUCGUGAGAUUGAAGCCACGUACCGCUGGCAGAAUGCUCUGUCACUUCGCGAAUAGUGCUGGUCGAAAGACGUUUCACAUCGUACUGGAAGACCUCUUGACAGACAUGAUCGAGCUUUACAACAAUGAAUUUGCGGAUGCGGACCAGUCAGUAUUCGCACUUUAUGGGGACCUUCGAGACGAAUUGGUCGCAUUUCUGCGAACUCACGACUGUUUCCAAGAAGUUCAGGGUGUAUACAUGCUGAUUGACGUGGAUCUUCAUGCUGCGUGCGACGGCCCUCACAAAGUCAAUUUGACUGGAACCACCACGUGGAAACAUCCCUCAAUCACGUUCAUAAGCUUAAAGACUAGAGUCUUAGCUGGCGAACCCGUUGCUCUCUUCUUACACUACGAUGCCCCGUUGAUGUCUGACGCAUAUCCCUGCGGCGUUACUCCAGAAUAUUGCAUCGACUCAAAUGACAUGCCAUGGCAGUGGAUUACUGGAUCCCAAGGAUUUGUUUGCGAGGCACCGAUCAGUCUUGUUGACUCCGUCAAGUCUUCUCCUCUGAAACACAAUACCUCAAAAUCCAAAUUUGUGACCGUGAGUGACAUCAAGGCCAUUCUUGACACGCAUUUUCCCGGGCGUAUGAAGCAUGAACGAAUUUCUCGCAUCCGUGUCAGGCUUGAGAUAGCAGCACACGAUGACAUGAAUUCGCAGACUUGGCGUCGGGAUAGACAAUUCAUGCACAUCAACUAUGAUAAUGGGUGCCUUGAGCCAAGAUACGAUUUUACUGGAGUAGAUGUAUCACAGGACCACUACUCUGCAACAACAAGGGAGCUAAACCCGUACGCGUACCCACCACCGGGCCCUUACUGGCUGAAACAGUACGAAAUCGAGAAUGGAGAGCCGUUCCAAUUCGAAACUACUAAGGAGAUUAUGGACAGAGAGGACAAAGAACUUUUCGGACCCUUGGGCUACAGUACUGUUCAUGGUUACCCAUCCAAAACCAAGAACGUAAGUGUACAAAGAUAUCGGUUGCCUAAGAGGGCAUCAUGGCAAGCACUUGUGGUGCCUCAAAUGGAAUCUACAGAGCAGCAGUCGGAACGACUUGAGGACUUACAGGAGAGGGCUGACAGUUGUUUUGAUGCGGAUGCCCUCAAUGCGGCUCUCUCGCACUCUCCGGCUGCAUUGACGCCACCUGAUUCAAGAAGCAGUCCUUCAAGUGAAAGUGAGGCUGGACCUGGGGCAGAUGCGAGCGGACUUCGAGCAAAGACUCUCAACGUAUUCAAUUUCACCGUCGAAGAUUUGCCGAGCUGUAAUGAAGGGAAGCUUGAAGUUCUCAGCGUUCCUUCUCGUCAGGAUAGCUUGAUAGGUGGACCCUUCAGUGCGGAUAUCGAUGGCAGCCCGGGAAAAGAGCAGACACCAUCCAGUGUUCGGGUAAACGCUUUAGACGGUACACUAGAUAUGCAUUCCCGAAACAAGAUUGAAAACGAACUCGCGACAAACGAGGAGACAAAGCCUGAUCAGAAGGACAUCCGUACGUACUUUGAACAGUGUUUGGCCAAGACAGCCAGCGCGUCGAAUAUCGCUGUGCUCACCAAAGACAACAAGGAUCUAGAAGAGGAAAAGGUCUACGAAAGCUUUUUCCUCGAUAUUCGCAGCUCAGGGGCUAACUCUUCAAUUGCAGCCGUGGAACGUCUCGACGAGGAUUCCAGGGCCGUUGAUGACCAGGAUUCUAUGCUGGGAUCCAACGAAGAUCUCGACAUGGAUAUGGUGGCCGACAUGGAGUGAUACAAGGGAGGAGAACGGCUGUGGACUGUCGGGAGUACCAGGAGGAGGACACUUUGGUACUACCUGGUGGUAUAUGAUCAUGAGGUGGUUUCAAACUGGUUU
Pseudovirgaria hyperparasitica is the source of this 2420-nucleotide messenger RNA. RefSeq lists its product as uncharacterized. The transcript is spliced from 3 exons. NCBI's taxonomy places the organism in Eukaryota, Fungi, Ascomycota, Dothideomycetes, Acrospermales, Acrospermaceae. The record is from RefSeq and is a predicted model, not a curated record. The coding region runs from base 159 to 2318 and encodes 719 amino acids.